Messenger RNA from Neopsephotus bourkii (Bourke's parrot), 388 nucleotides. Its product is annotated as C-C motif chemokine 4-like. Lineage: Eukaryota; Metazoa; Chordata; Aves; Psittaciformes; Psittacidae. The record is from RefSeq and is a predicted model, not a curated record. The transcript has 3 exons. Gene Ontology annotation, cellular component: extracellular region. Gene Ontology annotation, molecular function: chemokine activity; CCR chemokine receptor binding. Bases 17 to 301 code for a protein of 94 amino acids. Gene Ontology annotation, biological process: neutrophil chemotaxis; monocyte chemotaxis; lymphocyte chemotaxis.
UCCAGCCCUGCUUCAGAUGCCUCAGCUCCGCAGCACCAUGAAGUUCUCUGCAGCCGCUCUGGUCGCUCUCCUCCUCGUGGCUGCCUGCUCCCCAUCUGAGGCCCAUCUCAAUGGUGUCCCCACCACGUGCUGCUUCACUUACCAGCAACGCCCCAUCCCACGGCACCUCAUCACCCCUGCUUAUAUCACCAGCAGCAGCUGCAGCCAGCCAAGAGUGAUCAUGAUCAUCACCAAGAAGGAGCUGUGCACAGAUCCCAGGGGUCCUGGCUGCAGGCACAUCUGCAGCGCUUCCAGAGCCUGAAGAACUGACCCUUCCCCUUUGCCACCCGUCAUGCCCCUGGUGCUUCCCCAGCCCCGAGUACACAAGAGACCACUUGGACUGCAGCCU